This is a messenger RNA of Plodia interpunctella (Indianmeal moth), 3732 nucleotides long. Its product is annotated as probable sodium/potassium/calcium exchanger CG1090. The record is from RefSeq and is a predicted model, not a curated record. Lineage: Eukaryota; Metazoa; Arthropoda; Insecta; Lepidoptera; Pyralidae. Gene Ontology annotation, molecular function: calcium channel activity; calcium, potassium:sodium antiporter activity. The transcript is spliced from 11 exons. Gene Ontology annotation, cellular component: plasma membrane. Gene Ontology annotation, biological process: intracellular calcium ion homeostasis; calcium ion transmembrane transport. The coding region runs from base 280 to 1908 and encodes 542 amino acids.
UAACACUGAUAAUGAUUCGUCUACUAAUAAUACUUAACUUGAUAAAUCUUUAUUUGCCUCAAGGAUCGAAGACAUGAUUACAAGCAGUAACAGUUAGUUCGCGGUGCGCGUAUGUUGACCGAUGUUCCGGCUUCGAGAAUCUUCGAACUAAUGCCGUUGUGCUGUAUAAGCAGCAAAUUGUUUGAGUUUUUUAUUUGACGAAUACUCACAAAACUUUUUGUUAUCAUCGCAUUUAUUUGUAUUCAUUAGUUUACUAUUCGUGUUUUUUCGUUGUUUUUAAUGGAGAAAAUGUUGAUAAGGACUAGACAGAACGUGCGCAAAACUAGUGUAGCGACGAAAGUCAGAGUGAUAUUGUUUUUCGGCAUACCGACAUUAUAUUUCGUGUAUUUGUUAACAAUCUCGAAAUUGAAAUUCUUUGAAGAAAUUUUACAAAGUGGUUCAGAAACAGGGCAGGGGUUUGUGCUUCGGAAACUGCUCGGAAUUCUGGAGAAUGGGAGAAACUGCACGCCGGCUGCCAUCCUGGAGUUCCCUCCCGACGGACUCAGUCGGAUGCAGAGACAACAAGGCUUCAUUCUGGUGCACUGCGUCCUGGCCGUAUACUGCUUCCUGCUUCUCGGCACGGUGUGCGAACAAUACUUCGUGCCGGCGAUCGACAUGAUAUGCGACCGAUUAACCAUGGAGCCAGACAUAGCCGGCGCGACAUUUAUGGCGGCGGCUAGCUCAAGCCCGGAACUGUUCAUCAACUGUGUGGGCACCUUCGUUACCAAGGGCGACUUGGGGGUUGGUGCCGUGGUGGGUUCAGCUGUCUUCAACGUGCUGGCCGUGCCUGCCUGCUGCGCUUUCUUCGCUGGCAGAGUGAUCAAUCUGGACUGGUGGUCCAUCUCCCGGGACUGCCUCAUGUAUGCGGUGGCGGUGGUCACACUCAUCCUGACGCUGCUAGAUGACCGGGUCUACUGGCAUGAGGCCUUGCUGCUCGUUCUCAUGUACACCUUGUAUAUAUUGACAAUGGUUUUCAACGGUCGCUUGGGUUCUUUCGUGAGAGGUGGCUGCUGUAUUUUUAAGAAGCCCAAAAUAUACACAGAAAUCACACCAUUACUUAUAAAAGAAAAACAAAAUGGUCUGGAUGCAUUGCGGCACCUGUCAGAAAAGCAAAAUGUAGACGCAGCGCAACGCAUGAGUCGUGUCAACCACAACCAAAAUGAUCUGGAGAUUGGCAUGGAGAUGACACGGCGUCACGACUCAACGGGAUCUGACGCCAGCAGUGAAAGUUCCGUGUGGUCGUGGCCAGAUGAGAAGACUUCGAUCGCUAAGAAAUUCCUCUGGCUGCUGACGUGGCCGAUCAGCCUACUGCUCUGGGUGACCAUCCCUGACUGCCGCCGGCACCCCUCACUGUACCCUCUCACCUUCAUUAUGUGCAUCACGUGGAUCGGAGGUGUCUCCUACUUGGUCGCUUGGAUUAUCACUAUACUAGGUGACACGUUGAAUUUACCGGACAGCAUUACCGGACUCACUAUUCUGGCCGCAGGCACUAGUCUCCCGGAAGCUGUUUCCAGUGUGCUGGUAACCAAACACGGUAACGGUACGAUGGGAAUCAGUAAUUCCAUCGGCUCUAACACCUUCGAUAUCCUGCUGUGCUUAGGGCUACCUUGGCUAGUGAAAGCAUUGUUCUACCCGGGCACGCCUGGCAAUCACUAUGUAGCAAUGAACUCGAGCGGGAUAUCAUAUAGCGCUAUCUCUCUGCUAUCCACGCUGUUCGCGUUGUACGGGACCUUGGCCCUGAACAAGUUUCAACUGGACUGGCGCGUCGGCGUCACCUGUAGCGUGGUCUACGUGGGCUUCGUCAUCUUCGCCACGCUCCUCGAGAUGAACGUCUUCUUCGUAGUCAAUCUCCCGACGUGCUUUCACUGACAAAUCGCAUGACAGUGAUUGGCUGGGAACAAGUUGAGGAGGAGACUUUGGGAUUUCGUCUCUAUAGUGGCAGUAUCGCGUGGGCGUGAGCUGACGACGCGAUCAAAAUCAUAACAACAAAUUAUAUUAGGAAGAUUUUAUAUUUGAUGUUAGUACUAUAUAUAAGUGUGUAUUACUUGUCCCACUUUUGAGCAAAAGCCUCCUCUCUCUCUUUCCACCAGUUCAAUCAGUCGAAUGCCCUAAGCUCAUCCGACCAUCUAGCAUAAUAUAUUAUUAUGUUAUAAAAAUUAUUUGAUUCAUGUGGAACAUUUGCUGUUUACUUAAUUUCGCAUGUAGCCAGUUAAUAACUGUUUUAAAGUGAUAGAAUUCGUUGAGACCCAGGGCAUAAACGAAAUAGAUAAUUAUAGGUACUUAUAAAACAGAAAUGGUUAUAUCAGUGAAAGACUCACACCAAUGUCCACGAAUUUUGCUAUGUAGUAAAAUUCGUGGACAUUGAUGACAAAAAUAAUGUGGUGUCAUGCUUUUUAGUAGGUAUAUGCUUAGAUUACAGAAAGAAAAAUAUUGUCGGACUGCUACAAUUUUUGUGUAUUAUGUUCACAUUCUUUAACAGUGUAUUUCAACAGUUAUUGUCUAAUUAAAAUAUAUCAUUUCCCAUACAAUAUAAAGACCAAUGUUAGUCAAUGUAAGUACUUAAUUAUACAUCACAUUAUCGAAUACCCACUGUCAUCGUCAUCAGUAUUAUUACGUUUAUCAUUAAUGUAUUUUACAUCUCUCAUGUUCGGUAAGUAGGUACUUAUUACCCCCAAAUGGGGCUUAUAAGUGACCAAUUAGCGCUCUAGAGUAAUAAUGUAGCUAGAAAGGCUAUUUAAAAAAAAAGCGCUUCACUCUUUCAAAAGGUUCGCGUACAUCUAACCAUCAUAAUGGCAAUAGACAUCAUGCAUUCAGCCCAAUGGCCAAAGAGGUCGCUUCACUAUUCAGCCUAGUCUUCGUAAGAAUAUAAUAGCAUGGAUUUAUUAAGUACUUCGUACAACGGUGUACCUACUAAUUCUAAUAAGGUAUCGAACAGCGAAGCUCAAUUUCGUUGUAGAAAAAAAAAUUAAAUGUUAUUUACUUGGUUCUUUUUAAUGAAAAAAGGCGAGAAUAGAAAAGUUUUACUUUAAAUACCUAUUGUUUGUUUUUGGGAUUUUUUUAUAAUACGUGCUAAUUAGGAAAAAGCAAUUCUUGUAAUGCCGAUUUUUUUCUACUUACCUCACAAUAGAGAUGUAAAGCAGAGUAGUUAGCUCGGGUGUAAGCAUCAAUUGCACCCUCGAACUAUAUAGGUCGGGCUAAUCUACUAUUAAACAGAAGAUUAAUACAAAACUAUAUAAGAUAAAUACGGUGACAACAAAUCAACAUUAUUAAGUCGACAAAUGUUAUUAAUCGACUGCUUAAUAGAAACUUAAUUGUCAAGGUCUGAUAGAAAUAGGAUUUCAUUAGGAAGCAAAUAAAAUUUAAGAUUUAGAUAGGUACCUACGUAAAUACGUUUAAUAAUACGUACGCAUUAUUAAACGUAUUUUGUGCAAUAAAAAUAUAAUUUUAAUGUAUUUUUUAUGUUAUAAAACUUUUAACAAUCACAUGCUUAUUUUAAUAAAAUAUAUUCUUUUAAUAUUGGGAAUGAAUUACUAAUUGCCCUAUACCUACUUGCAAAAGCAUCAUCAUACAAUUUUGAGUAAUGUAUUGUAUUUCGUAUUUAGGUUGAAAUUAUAACUUGACGUUCCAUUUUUUUUUCAAAUUUGCGUAAGUUUAAGCUAUACGUAGUUUAUAUAAAUUAAAUGGUAAGUAUUA